Cephus cinctus (wheat stem sawfly) is the source of this 3772-nucleotide messenger RNA. It is a transcript of the gene IA-2, whose product is annotated as receptor-type tyrosine-protein phosphatase N2. The coding region runs from base 427 to 3387 and encodes 986 amino acids. The record is from RefSeq and is a predicted model, not a curated record. Gene Ontology annotation, molecular function: protein tyrosine phosphatase activity. Gene Ontology annotation, biological process: protein dephosphorylation. The transcript is spliced from 17 exons. Gene Ontology annotation, cellular component: secretory granule. Lineage: Eukaryota; Metazoa; Arthropoda; Insecta; Hymenoptera; Cephidae.
AGAACGUCCUUACGACUCUCAUGGAAGUAUUGUUCUCUCUCGUCGGGUGGCAAGUACGGUGAGGACUGUGACGGGAAGGGAGAGUCUGGAACUACGAGAGCCCAUAGUGCACCAGGUGUCUGCCACUUUCUAGAGAAAAGAAUAGAGGAUUGUGAGCGUACGUCAUUUGCUACAUUACCAAGAGGUAAUCGAUUUGAUCCAACGCACGCCCUCUCUGCUGGAAUAUGCUCUGAGGGCAUCUAUGGAUUGUCGUCUUCGUUGCCUCCUCACUCUCAUCCUCGUACGACAUCCGUGCUGCAUUUCUACAUCCUGACUUCUUCAAUCAUUCUCUAGUGAACUAAGGAGAAUUCCGAGUGAGAUUAGUGCGCGAACAUGAUACGAUGAAUUGAAAAUUGUCAAAAACUGCGUUACCGCCCAGGAAAAUCUAUGGGCCGCCGAAGGUGGUGGCGAGGAACGGAGCUUCUGCUGCUCUGUGUCCUCUUAAAUGGUAUUAAGGCUGAUGGGGAAGUCGGCUGCCUAUUCAGCGAGAAUCUCUGUGACCCUGCAACGGAAACAUGUUACAAUGACUUGGCAUUCGGAAGAUGUAUAUCACUUUACACGAAUCUUCAGAGGGAGGAUUUGGAACAGUACAACCUGGAUCCUGAAGAAUUAGAGUUGUUACGAUUACAACUAGAAAGAUUAGAGUAUAAUGGGUACACUUGGCAGCAUCCUUAUACACAGUGCAUAGUGCAGAGUUCUUUGAACACAUUGCGAUACGGGAUUGAAAGUGAUUACGAGCUUUGUCGAGGAUUAAAGAAACACAAUGAAAAUCAUAUCGUAAGUGAGGAUAACCAAAUUGACAGAGAUGCUACGUCUCAGCCAAUCGCUGUAGUAAAGUUUACACCUAGCGAGGAUGAUCCUCAUGGAGACUUUGCUGAUGAACUUUACUAUCCUCCUAUCAUUGGAAAUGAUCCUGUACCUUACAAAGAAUACCCCUAUUCCCCACAUAAGGACAAUAGAAAAGAGACGAAUACUUACCAAGAGAUAAAUAAUCUAGAGGAUUCUUAUUACGAUGGAAAUAGAAAGCUUAAGAAGAAAUCCUUGGAUCCUUAUGAACAGGAGUAUCGUCAUCUGCAUGGUGGUCAUCCAUCUAUCCUGCAAGAUGAAUCAGUCAGACGAAUAUUAGCCAAUGAAAGAAUUAUUGAUCAAUUAACAAGGGUCAAUGAAAAUACCAGGACUGACUGGGACUUCUCAAGAGAUAACACUGAAAGGAUGAGAGAUGAUAUUGAGGAUCAAUCGAAUGAGGAUUAUGAAAAGACCUUUACAAGAAAGUACAAGUAUCCCAAAACCUAUUCUCAAGUUGAGUUUCUUAAUAAGAAUCCAAUAUGGUUGAAUACGGAUUUCGUGGACGAGGACAAUAGGCAGGAAAUCAAUGAGAAACAGCAACAGGAGCUUAUGGACGAACAGGUGAUAGACACAUUGUCAAGACAGAAUGGAAUGUAUACUGAAGGAGGAUUGGUACAGCCACUUAGACAUAGUGUAAGACCAGAAAAUGCAGCAGAUCUUGUUUUUGACGAUGAUUUGAAUGCUUUACUUUUGAGACAAGAAUUAGCUGGUUUUAAGAGACGAGAACGACUGGAUGUUAAAAAACCUGGACCACCAUUUGCUACGAAUAACUAUGCAUUUAAAACGCAGUCUCCGCCAAUAACGUUAGAGGAGGAAAACUCUAACGGGCAAAACGAUAUUUUGUAUCCACCCCUUACCAAAAAGGAAGUCAAAGAUAAUGCAGGCAUAUCAAAACCGUCUGAGAAUUCAUACAAAAAUGUUGAUUUGGACCACGUUUAUAUAGAAUUUGAAAAUACAUUUCUCACGUGGGCCGAAGGCGAACAUGUCGUAAAAGAAGUCGGAAAAUUGUUAGGUUUGAACACAGGUGCCCUAACUGAUAUACGCGUCGGUCGAGCAGAAGUGACAUUUAAAGUGACGGAAAAUCAGAAAAACUAUAAUGCCUCUGACGUUGUAAACAGAAUUGAUGAGAUACGUGGUCCACUGAAAGAAGCUCUUCAAGUCGAAGUGGUUCGAGCAGGCAUUGGUGAUAAAGUAAAAUUACCUGCCACUUUGGAAGUAAAAAGUGUACAGUCAAUGAGUUCUGGUACAUUCCACGCAAUAAUCGCGGGGGGAGCCGCAGCAGCUGGUGCUGCAGCAGUAGUAACCAUCCUGAUAGCACGUAGACAUGCCAAGUACCGUGCAAAAGUCAUGGCACUAGCCACAUCGGAUCCAGAAGCAUCAAAGGAUUACCAAGAUCUAUGCCGUGCCAGGAUGCAAGCAAAGCAGCCAACAGAGAAGCCAGAUUCACCGCGUAUAAUAAGUCUCUCCAGAGAGAGUGAAUCAAAUAAUUCUCCUUCGAGUCGUUCGAGCACCUCAUCUUGGAGUGAAGAACCAGCACUCUCCAACAUGGAUAUAUCCACCGGGCACAUGGUUCUGUCAUACAUGGAAGAUCAUCUGAAGAACAAGGAUCGUCUAGAUCAAGAAUGGAUAGCACUGUGCACCUACGAAGCAGAGCCAUCAUCUACAGCCAUCGCCGAGGACACAUCGAACCAAGGACGAAAUCGAUCUGGAGCUGCUCUUCCUUAUGAUCAUUCUCGCGUAGUCCUGAAUGACCUUGCUAAUGCCAACGGAACUGACUACAUUAAUGCGUCCACGAUUAAAUCGACUGAUCACGAUCCGAGGAAUCCUGCCUAUAUCGCUACUCAAGGCCCAUUGCCACAAACUGCUGCAGACUUCUGGCAACUUGUCUGGGAACAAGGAAGUGUUGUUAUAGUCAUGCUAACUAGGUUGACCGAGGAAGGUCGGGCCAUGUGUCAUCGGUAUUGGCCAGAAGAAGGUUCUGAAUGUUAUCACAUCUACGAGGUGCAUCUGGUAUCGGAACAUAUCUGGUGCGAUGAUUAUCUUGUGAGAUCGUUCUACCUGAAGAAUUUACGUACUGGGGAGACCCGCACAGUUACUCAGUUCCACUUCUUAUCCUGGCCAGAAAAUGGUGUACCGCAUUCCACAAAGGCUUUACUUGAGUUCCGAAGAAAAGUUAACAAGUCCUACAGAGGUCGAUCCUGUCCAAUAGUGGUUCAUUGCAGCGAUGGAGCUGGACGUACCGGUACUUAUUGCUUGAUUGACAUGGUGCUGAACCGGAUGGCCAAAGGAGCUAAGGAAAUCGACAUAGCAGCGACCCUAGAACAUAUAAGAGAUCAGAGACCUGGAAUGGUAGCAACCAAACAACAAUUUGAAUUCGUCCUCAUGGCAGUAGCCGAAGAAGUCCACGCUAUCCUAAAAGCUUUACCAAUUCCUCCUGCUGAAAAAUCACCGGCACCUACGUCAACCAGUACAUCCGCUCCUCCGGCAAAGAACGAGCAGUAAAUUACGGUAUGGAUAAUAAACAUUGAAUAAUGGAUAAACUCUGGCAACCUUACAGGAAAGUGCAGAAUCUGCUCCUUGACUUUGGGUCGAACCAAGACAUUUUUGUUAUUAAUAUGUUUCAAUAUUUUUCCUAUUCUUUGAAGAUUACGGGACAUUUGUUAUCUUAGAUAAUCGACACAAAAUGUGUAACUGAAGAAGGUAUAAUUGAUUGGUGCUUAGACGAGUUCAAAUGAGAGACGUGAAUUGUUAUAGUACGUAGCAAAAAGAUUUCUACACAAGUUAAAACUAACAAAUUUUAUGUGAACAAUUGGAAAUUCCACUUUUUACUUGACCUUCAGCCAAGGACGUGAAAACAAUUUAUAACUAAAUACGCAACAGCCAAAAA